Messenger RNA from Phragmites australis (common reed), 1946 nucleotides. RefSeq names its product diacylglycerol kinase 1-like. Lineage: Eukaryota; Viridiplantae; Streptophyta; Magnoliopsida; Poales; Poaceae. The coding region runs from base 357 to 1817 and encodes 486 amino acids. The record is from RefSeq and is a predicted model, not a curated record. Gene Ontology annotation, molecular function: ATP-dependent diacylglycerol kinase activity. The transcript is spliced from 13 exons.
CCCCCUCCAUCCUCGAGCUCAACACACAAGGACGGAAUCACACAGCACACGCGGAGGGGGGAGAGAGAGAGAGCGAGAGAGAGAGGGAAUCCCAUUCCCGAUCGGUCAUUCCUUUCCUUCGCUCGCGGGUCGCCUCCGAGCUCAAAGCGCCGCUCGCUUUGGGGCUUUGGCGCCGUCCUCCCCAAGCGAUUCGGAUUCUCAGAGCCAAGGCCCAGGUGUAUACGCGUGCCAUCCCUAAGCUGCUCCUCCGUUCAUCGAUGUGACGAGGUUCCCUUUCCUGGUUUGAGCGGCCGGAUGCUGUGGGUUACGCUGGAAUAGCGGGGGGUUUGCACGAUUCGGAAAAGUUGCAGACUUCAAUGGAGAACAGUGUAGAGAAAAAUAACUUGCUGAAAGAAUUCUAUAUUCCAACUUAUAUUUUGGUGCCAGAGUCUCCAGUAGAGCAUGUUUCUCAGAUGCCUAGCUGUCCAGUGAUUGUUUUUAUAAACACCAAAAGCGGUGGCCAACUGGGGCAUGAUUUAAUUGUCACAUACCGUAAGCUUCUCAACCAUGCUCAGGUGUUUGAUCUGCUUGACGAAGCUCCAGACAAGGUCUUGUACAAGUUAUAUAGCAACUUGGAAAGGCUCAAGCGUGACGGUGAUACUCUUGCUUCUGAAAUCUAUGGGAGACUGAGGCUAAUAGUUGCUGGAGGUGAUGGAACAGCGGGUUGGUUGCUUGGAGUUGUAUCUGAUCUUAAGUUAGUACACCCACCUCCUGUUGCUACAGUUCCGAUGGGAACUGGAAAUAACUUGCCAUAUUCUUUUGGAUGGGGGAAGAGAAAUCCUGGAACAGAUCAGGAUUCGGUCAUAUCAUUUCUUCAGUUGGUAAGAGAAGCAAGAGAGAUGAACAUUGAUAGCUGGCAUAUUGUCAUGAGAAUGGAAAGCCCAAAAGGUUCUCCUUGUGAUCCAAUUGCACCUUCCGAUUUGCCACAUUCUUUGCAUGCAUUUCGCCAUGUGCCAAAGACAGAUCCACAAGAUAUGGUAUAUUCUUACACAUUUCGUGGGGGAUUUUGGAAUUACUUCAGUAUGGGAAUGGACGCCCAAGUGUCUUAUGCGUUUCAUUCUGAGAGGAAACUGCAUCCAGAGAAAUUCAAGAAUCAGUUAUCUAAUCAGAAACAAUAUUUGAAGCUGGCAUGCACGCAAGGAUGGUUCUGUGCCGCACUGUGUCAUCCAAUGUCAUGGAACAUUGCUUGCCUUGCAAAAGUAAAGAUAAUGAAGAAAUCUGGAAAAUGGGAAACCUUGGAAAUUCCACAGAGUAUCCGGUCUAUCGUUUGUCUCAAUUUGCCCAGCUUCUCUGGUGGACUGAACCCUUGGGGAACACCAAGUAAGAGGAAGCAAAGAAAAAGAGACUUGGUAAUGCAUCCACUUGUUAAUGAUGGCCUUCUGGAGAUUGUGGGUUUCAAAGAUGCUUGGCAUGGGCUUGUUUUGCUGUCCCCGAGAGGCCAUGGCACUCGUCUUGCUCAGGCUCACCGUGUUCGAUUCGAAUUCCACAAAGGUACUACUGACCACGCUUACAUGAGAAUUGAUGGGGAGCCCUGGAAGCAGCCUCUUCCAACGGAUGACGGCAAGGUUGUGGUAGAGAUCUCCCAUGCUGGACAGGUCAAGAUGCUUGCGACCAAAGACUGCAUAGCUAAAGGCAACCAUGAGUCGUCCGCAGAGAUUUCAACGGUUUAUCCGGAGGCUAGAUCCAGCGUCGACACGUACGACGACUUUGACGAGGAACGGAGGAACUUCGGCGCUGCCUUGUCGUUUCGGUACAUGAGUGAUGUGAACAAACAAUAAAAGCUUGUGUUUUUACUGAGCCUUGUACAGUUUGUUUGCGUAGGAAGUAGAUUGCUGCACUAAUUUGUGGAAGACUGGAAGUUGCCCCUGUAAGAUCCUUUUGCUAACAAGUUGGUUUGAUACGACAAA